Messenger RNA from Chlamydomonas reinhardtii, 13774 nucleotides. RefSeq lists its product as uncharacterized. Lineage: Eukaryota; Viridiplantae; Chlorophyta; Chlorophyceae; Chlamydomonadales; Chlamydomonadaceae. The transcript has 25 exons. Gene Ontology annotation, biological process: protein phosphorylation. Gene Ontology annotation, molecular function: ATP binding; protein kinase activity. The record is from RefSeq and is a predicted model, not a curated record. The coding region runs from base 724 to 12819 and encodes 4031 amino acids.
GCACCAUCCCCAACAGGCGACCCAACCGCCCGUCCAGCCGCCGGCGCCUGCUGUUAACCCCACACCGCACGGAAGCUCUGAGGCCUGCUGCUGGGCUGUGGAGCUGGGCUGUGGACCCGGCGGCGCCAAGGCUCGGGGUUAGCACACGGCGUAAUAGCCGCACUGCGACGGCGUCACCUGUCGCCGCGUACUGACAAUGCAGCCUGCGGCAGUGCUGGCGCGGACGCGACAGCAGCAGCAGCAGCAGCAGCAGCAGGCAUCAGAGCUGCGGGGAGAGCAGGGUCUGGACCGGCGACCAUAGAUCAGAGGACCGUCACUGCGGGGCAGUCAGGGGGCGGGCAGUCACCAGGGGCGAAGGCAGCUGCCUCCCCGGGCUGGCGGCAGCACGCCGCAGCACGCCAGCGCUAGGUUCGGGCAGUGCAUCUUGGGGCCAGCUGACGUGCCGGGCGCAGGCGGGCAGCAGCAGCAGCAGCCGCAGCAGCACUGCAAGGGAUUGGGUUGCAGGGUUGCGGGGACAGGGCAUACAGAGCAGCAGCACACCGUCAUCGGCGCAGGACCGGGGCCAGCAGCAGCAGCAGCAGCAGCAGCAGCAGCAGCAGCAGGGGGACACGCACAGCAGCGUACACACGGCAGCAGCACCCCCAAGCAGCAAAGAAGCCCAAGAAGCAGCAGCGCCCCAAGCAGCAGCACCCCCAAGCAGCAGCACACGCGCUGCACCUUGGCAUGGAGGCGGGCGGGCGCCCGGCAGUGGCAGUGGCAGUGCCGUGCCCCAGUGGCGGCGAGGAGCGGCCCCUGCUGCUGCGGCUGGGCGGCACUGGGGAGAUGGCCGCCGCCAGCACCAGCACCAGUGGCGGCGGCAACGACAGCGACAGCAGCCUAGCUACUGCUGCUGCGGCUGCGGCUGCUGCUUCUGCGGCUGCUGCAGGUGCAGCCGCAUGCAGCCGCAUGGGGGCGGCGGCCUCCGCCUCCUCCGCCUCCUCCGCCUCCUCCGCCUCCUCCUCCUCCGCGCCCGAAGGCGUUCCGUUGAAGGCAGCGGCGCCUGACGCGGGCGGUGCAUGUGGUGCGGGUGCCGUUGCCGGCAGUAGCAGCGGAGGUGGCACCAGUCCAGUUGGGCGGAGGGGGGCUGCCGCGCAGGCGACAGCCCACCUGGCGCUGCUACUGCUGCUACUGCUGCUCGGUGCAGCGGCUGCCCGUGCAGCCCUGCUUGUGGCCCACAGCGGCAGCAGCAGUAGCAGCAGUGGCCGAAUGGGGUUGCCAGGCAGCGAUGUACAGGCCCAGGGCGGCGGCCGCGGCGGCGGUUGGCUGGCGGCGGCGGCGGCCUGGCCGUCCUGGGGCACUACUAGGGGCAUGCCGCCGGGUACGGCACCCGCAGGAGGCGGGGAGGGGGCUGCGGCUGCGGCUGCGCGCGGGGCGUGUCAGCCGCACCUGCCUCAGCCGCCCGUGCUGGGUAGACACGGGGGUGAGGACCUGGGCUGUGGCGGCUGUAGCGGCUGUGGCGGAGGCACGCCGGCGGCUGCAGGUUCGGGUAGCUCCAGCGGCGCCGCGAAAUCAGAGGGCUCGGGCGGCGGCGGGCGCGGCAGCGCUGCAGGCCAGGACCGGACGUGGUUGUUGCUGGGGGCGGGUCGCAUCAACGGCGGGUCGGGCUCUGGGGAGCCCCCGGCUCACGAGCGUCACCCGCGGGAGGCGCUGGGCCCGACGGUAGGCAACACCAGGAGCAGCGGCAGCAGCGGCAGCGGCAGCAGCAGCAGCAGCGGCGGCGCCCUCGGCCUGCAGGCUGCCGCCGAGACGCGCCGCCCGAACCCCUUCGCGGCGGUUGCGGCCGACACGUCCUCGGCCGCCCCGACCACUGCCCGCGCCGGCGCCGCAGCCGCCUCUCCCGCCGGUGCCCCGCCCGACCCGCCCUUCGCCUCGCCCGGCCACCUGGCGUACGGCUACGACCCGGGGGGACCCGACGGCGUCGGUCGCGGCGGCGGUGGCGGCUGGCUGUAUCAGCACUACUUCGGCCGCUAUCUCAAUGGCAGUAGCAGCAGUAACAGCCGCGGCAGCGGCAGUGGCAGUAGCAACAGCCGAGCGGGCGGUGGUGGUGACGGCGUCUGGAGGGGCCUCCAGGGCCGACCGCCACAGCUGCAGCAGCAGGAGCAGAAGCAGGAUGAGCGGGAGCACCUGCCUACCCGCGGCCGCCGCCGGCAGCUCCUACAGACCGACAGUGGCAGCAACAAUGACAGCAGUGGCAGUAGCGGCAGUGGCAGUAGCGGCUCCGUGCCGCCCACCAGCUGCGCUGUGAUGCUGCGCUACGGCGCCAGUGUGGGUGACCCGCUGUCCAGUGGGCCGCACCCCAUAUUUGUGGCGUCAUGGGCGGCGGUGGCGGCGGCGGCGCAGCUGCCUCCUGUGCAGUCCUGGGUGCUGGGUUGGUCCUUCGACGCCGGCGAGCGCCUGCUGUCCGCCGCAGACGUGUUCAGCGACACCAGCGCGGCCUCAGCAGCUGGGGGGCCAGGAGCAGGAGGAGGGGGUGCAGGAGCAGGAGGCGUUGGGGGAGGCAGUGGGAAUGGGACUGGGAGUGGCGCGCAGCCGCCGCUGUCGCUGCAGGUGGUGCUGCAGGAGGGCUACACAAACUCCUCGGGCCAGGUGUCGCAACAGGAUGUGGCAGUGCUGGGUGAGCUGGGCAACGGCACUCUGGCUCCGGGCGGGCCGCAGCUGUCCUUCCUCAUGUUCGGACGCAAGGGCCCCACAGCAGCCGCGGCGGCCGCAGCGGGCGUGCAGCUCGCGCCCCCGCUCUCCGACACCCCCACCCCCAGCGCCGCCAAUGCCGGCCUGCCGCCCUUCAACGCCUCCGCCCUGCCCGACUACGCGGGGCCGCCCGCCGCCCCCCUGCGCGUGGGCCCCCCGGGCGGCGUGUUCCUGAACAACCUGCACUGCGUGCCGCUGGCGCAGCUGGUGGCCCUGGCGCAGGAGGCCGCGCAGAGGGCGGCAGCAGCCAACGCCACCAGCAGCAGUAGCGGAGGGGGCAGUGGGGGUGGCUCGCCGCCGCCGCCUCCGGCGCAGCAGCCUGUGGCGGAGCCGCUACUGAGCCAGAUUCCGCGGGUGCUGCAGGUGGACUACAUGCCCAUCACCUACGUGGACAGCGCCGGUGGCGGCACCACCGGGGCGGGUGGAGCAGGCGCAGGCGACGGCAGCUCUCCAGGCGCCGCCGGCUCCUCCCCUCCUCCCCCCGCGCUGGUGGUGGGCAACGCCACAGUGGGACCGCCGCGGCCCACCUUCUUCACGCAGAUGUACCUCAAGGUCAGCAACCCCGGCAGCCGGCGCGCCGUGUCGCUGUCGGAGGUGCAGGUGCAGUACUACUUCAACGGCCCGGACGAAAGCCUGGACCCCAACAGGCAGGGCGCGGCGGCGGCGGGGCUGGCGGACGGCGGCGUCGACAUGAGCGGCGGGCCGGGCGGGGCGCCGCCCUUCAGGCUGGUGUGCUCGGACACGUCGCCCGGACUGGUGGGUCGCUGUGACUCGGUGGUGGGUCGCUUCCGGGUGGGGCUUCCGGGAGUGCGCGGCGCCCAGUACUACGCCACCAUCCAGUUCAGUCCGGGGGCUGGCUGGCUAGCAGCCAACGACACCGCCGGCAACAGCAGCAGCACCGGCAACACCAGCAGUAGCGCCAGCCCCUCCCCGCCUCCGCCUGCUCCCCCCGGCUCCGGCCCACUGCUGGACUACGUGGAGCUGAUUGUGUCCAUUGAGCCGCUGGUGCCCUACAUGCGCAUUGACGAGCGCAAGGACUACAGCUUCAUAGACACGCCUCUGGCCCCCCGCCCAGACGGCACCACCACUGUGGCCGCAACUGUGGUGGCGGGGGAGGGCGGCAGCAGCAGUGGUGGUGACGGCAGUGUGCAGGAGCGGCUGGUGCUACUGCGGCGGCCCGAGCCCAACCCACGUAUCCCCGCCUACCUCAAGGGCUUCAUCGCCUGGGGCUCACCGCCCUCCUCCGCCCUGCCCGCCGACACCACCAGCGGGGGAGCAGCAGCAGGGGCAGACGGCACAGGCGGCACCUCUCCCUCGCCCUCCCCGCCGCCCCCCUCCGGCCCCCCGGGCGGCUUUGUGAACCCCUUCUCCGCUGCCGGCCUGCCGCUGCCGCCCGGCAGCUCCUGCCAGCGCAGCGCGGAUGGCCAGCUGAGCUGCGGUGUCAAUAUGGUGUACUGCUGCGCUGCCCCCGCCACCGGCCCCAUCGCCACCUCCAUACCCAGCGACUGGCAGAGCACCACGUUCAGGGACCUGCAGCAGCAGUGGAGCAGCGCCGCCGUGGCGGCAGCAGCCCAGGCCAACGGCACAAGCGGCCCAGGGCCCCAGGCGCCACAGGGGCAGGGGCCGGCCCCCGCAGCUGCAGCCUCGCCCUCGCCCGGCCCCUCGCCCGCUGCCAGCCCCAGCCCUGGAAACACAACAGUAGGGGGCGGAGGCGCAGGCGGGGCGCCGGCAGCCAUUGCAACCGGCAGUGCGCCCAACACGUCGACGGACACGGCCGCCGCCGCAUCACCCGCCCCAGGCAGCGCACCCAAUGGCAGUGCCGUGGUCGCGCCUCAGGCGUCUGAAGGGGGCGGCAAGGCCGGAGGUGGCGGCGGCACCGCCGCCAUUGCCGGUGGCGUGGCGGGCGCGGCAGUGGCGGCGGCGCUGCUGGCGGCGGCGCUCAUUGCGCUUUGGCGGCGCCGUCACCGACCCGCCGGCGCGCAGGAGCAGCGGCGGCGGCAGAAGCGCGGUCGCGGCCUGGCGGCGGCGUCCAGUGGCGGUGAGGCGUCGGGGCCUGAGGAGAGCGAUGGCGGCGGGGCCACAGGGGCUGGGCGGCACCGGCACCGCCACGCCCAGGAGGGGGCGGCAGCAGGUGGUGGUGGGGCGGGGCGGCCUCGGCGCAUCUCCCAGCGCUUCCAGGGAGUGGACCGGCGCGUGUCCCGCUACGUGUCGCUGCUGCUGGGCGUGAGGCGCUCAGACACAGGCGGCAGUGACGUCAGCACCACCAGCACCAGCAGCGCUGCCAGCCCCAGCGCCAGCGCCAGCGCCAGUGCCACUGCGGCGGAGCAGCAGCGGCGGCGGCGAGCCGGGCUGCCGGGGUCAGCGGGCGGCGCUGUGCGGCCGAGUGGGGAAGUCGCGGGCGCGGCCGCCACAGCGGGUAGCCUGGGCGGCGCCAGGGGCGGUAGUCGCUGGGAGCUGCAGCCGCAGCAGCAAGGCCAAGGCCAGCGCCCGCGGUUCACCGGCAGCAGCAGCGAAGGCAGUGACGGCAGUGAGGCGGGCGGCAGUGAGGCGGGCGGCGGCGGCGGUCUGACGGGCGGUGCGGCGCUGGCGGCGGAGCUGCAGGCGCUGCAGCAGCAGUACCCGUACAGCACUGAGAUACACGUCACAGCCUCGGAGGCCAGCGAGCUGCGAGAGGUGCUGGACGCAAGCUGGUGGCAGCGCGGCGGCAACGUGCGCGGCGUGUGGGGCUGGGGCGCGGCAGAGGCCAAGAUGGCGGCAGCGGGGCUGCUGCCGCUCAUGGCGCACCCGCACGCGGCGGCGGCGGCAGCGGCGGCCGGGCCGGCUGCGGCGGCGGCUCUUGCGGCGCUGCGCAAGUACCCCACCCUGCCCUCUGAGGCGCUCAUGGCGGGCAUUGCGGCGCUGUCGCGGCCCGGCAGCGGUGAGCUCAGGGCGGCGGCGGCGGCGGUGGCCAUCACGGCGGCAGCCACGCGGGCUGGCGGCGGCGGCGGCGGCGUGCGGACGGAGGGUGUCUGGGACGGCGGCGGGGAGGGCGAGGCGGGCGGUGGUGGGCCCGGCAGUGAGGCGGGUGUGGGCGCGCCCAGCAGCAGUCGUCUGGCGGGGUCGGUGGGGUCCUCGCUGCUGCCUGCGGGGCUGCUGCUGCCGCUGACGGCCGUGGACGAUGACGGCGUGAGGCUGCGGAUACUGUGCCGCAAGGCCAAGACCUGGACGGGCCGUGUGGCGGACACGUGGGAGCUGCUGCCCGAGUUCUUCCCGCACCACCCGCCCAAGGGGGGGCCAGCAGGGGCGGGGGCAGCUCCGUUGCCGCCCGGGCAGCUGCAGCCCGCUCAGCUGCUGCCGCCGCCGCCGCCCGGCCAGGAGCCGGGCAGUCCUGGAGGCGAGGCUCGGGUCGGUGGCGGUCUACUGCCGCGCCUGCCGCCGCUCAUCUCCAAGCUCCUGCCGCGCCGCCGCACCCUGGCGGCCCCACUGGCGGCCCCACUGGCGGCCCCACUGGCGGCCGUCCCCAGUGCCCGCGGCCUGGAGUCGCAGUCGCCCCUGGCAGACGGGGCGGGGGCCUUCGAGCCUGGGGAUCGGGGGGAGGCCGCCGCACCCGCAGCCUACCACCUGCACCACCACCGCUCCCGGCCGCGGGACGCACCCGCGCCGCAGCUCCAGCCGCUGCCGCUGCCUGCGCCGCCCCGACUGGGCCUGGCUGGCGGGCCCGCCCAGUCGUCCCGCCGCCUCAGCCCGCCCUUCCCCGCGGCACUGGGCGGUGGCGCCGCCGGAUCGCUACUGCGCGGCCCGGCCGCUGCAGCCGCGGCCGACGCGGCGGCCCUGGGCGGCAUGGGCCCGGGUGGGGGCGCGGGGCCGGGUGCCGUGCUUCCCUCUGUGGUGCUCCCCUCCCUGUCUCUGGCGGCGGUGGUGGCGCCGCCCAUACAGCUGGAUGUGGACUAUGCGGCGGAGGUGGAGCCCUUCCUGGGGCGGCUGAUUGGGGUGGGCGGGUUCGGCCGGGUGUACGAGGGCACGUUCCGCGGUCGGCGUGUGGCGGUCAAGACGGUGGUCAUCGACAGCGAGGCACAGCGGGUGGCGCUGGCGAGGGAGGCGCAGCUGUGCGCCAGGUUCAGGAACUGUGAGCGGGUGGUUCAGCUGCUGGCGGCAUCAUUGGGACUGCCCCAGGGCGCCGGCGCCUCGGGCACCUCCUCGGGCGGAAACACACCCGGCCUGUCACACCCAGGGGCCGCAGACGGCGGGACCGGCGGUGGGCCGCCAGGCGCCGCUGCCUCCCGCUGGAGCCGCGGCGGCGGUGGCCCUGGCGGCGGCAGCAGUGUCCGCAGCAGUGCCGGCGGCGCGGGUGGCUUGUUUGGGUAUGGGGGCUCAGUGGACACGAGUGGCGGAGGCGGGGGCCACACGCCCACAGGCAGUACAGUUGCCGGGGGUGGCGGCGGGCAGGCCACAUACGCAGGGGGCGGCGCCGCCAGUUUGUUCAGUGAGGGGACCUUUGCGGCCUCGGGCUCCCUGGGGGGCGGCGGCCGGGGGCAGCCCGCACACAGGCCCCCAGCCACACGGCUGCCGCCCGGCGCGGCGGCAGGUGGCGGAGGCGGCAGUGGUCAGCAGCAGGGGGAUGGCUCGGGGGGCGGUGUCCGGGAGGGGCAGCCGCAGACCCGGCCGCAGACCCGGCCGCAGCACCCGGCGGCGGCGGCGGCGCACAGCCCUCCGCCCCAGUGCCACGCCGCGCUGAUCAUGGAGCUGUGCGAGGGCGGCAACCUGGGCGGCCGCAUCCACCACCCCGGCAUGAGGCGGCUGGACUACAUGGAGUUGCUGCAGCUGUCCCGGGACGUGGCCGAGGGACUGGCCUACAUACACAGAUACGGCGUGCUGCACAGGGACCUGAAGCCGGGCAAUGUGCUGCUGGACUCGACCGGCCGGGCCAAGAUCGCCGACUUUGGCAUCUCGCGCAUGCGGGACCCGUUCCGCUCCUUCAUCAGCGUCACGCAGCAGGGCGGCACGCCCAACUACAUGGCCCCCGAGCUGUUUAACGGCACACGGGUAGAUGAGAAGUCCGACCUGUACAGCCUGGGCUGCAUCAUGUAUGAGGCCGCCACGCGCAAGGUGCCCUUUGAGCACUUGGUGCGUGGAGGCGGAGGCGGGGCCCGAGGAGGGGGAGGAGGAGGUGGAGGCGCGGCCCGAGGCGGUGGCAGGGAGCCGGGCGGCGGCAGGGGCGGCGACGAGGGCGGCGGUGGCGGGGGCCCAGGUGGAGGUGGAGGUGGCGGUGGCGGCGCACUGCCCAUGGGCGGCCUGUUCGCCAUCAUACUGGCUGUGGCCAUACAGGGCCAGCGCCCCCCACUGCCCGACAGCCUGCCCCGCGGCCUGUCCGACCUCAUCCGGGCCUGCUGGGCGGAGGACCCGCGCACCCGCCCCACCGCCGCACAGGUGGUGGCCCGGCUGGACGCGCUGAUGGAGGAGGAGCGGGCCGCCCGCGCCGCCCGAGCCGCAGCCCGCCGCGCCCGACCCAGCCGCGGCACCCCUGCCAGCAGCGGCCACAGCCCCUCGGGCCUCAGUGCGGACGGCAGCAGCAGCGCCAUCGCCCUGCUGGCACCUCUGGGGGCAGCGGGCGCUGUCCGGGGCUCGGGUGCUGCGGGCAGUGCGGCGGGCAGCUCAUCCGCCAACGCCUCACCACUGCCCUCCAUAGCGCCCGCACCCGCGCCCAGCCCCUACGCCCUGCCGCCCCGCCGGCCUGAGCCCUCACCGCUGGCGCCGCCUGCGGCUGCUGCGGCGGCUGGCCCUGACGCGACCCGCCCGCCGCAACCGCAGCAGCACUUGCACCACCAUCACCACCACAGGCGGCAGGCCGCUGCCGCAGCCGGCAUGGACCACGCCUUCUCCGCGCCGCCCGCCCACCCUGCUGCCACACCGCCGCACCAGCCGCACCUGCCAGCAGGGGCACACCGCCUCACGCCGCCGCACCCAGCCGCCUCCGCGCCGCCGCACGUGCUGCUGCCGGGCGAGGAGGCGGGCGGACUGGGCGGACUGGGUGGUGGGCCGGCGGCACUGGAUAUGGCAGUGCUGCUUGGCGGCGGCGGCCAGGCUGGCGGCGGCGGCGUUGGCGGUAUGCAGGCACGGUACGAACCAGGUGUGGGAGUGGCUGUUGGAGGUGGCGGUAGUGAGCUGUCGCAGCUGCACUCCACCGGGGCCGCCUCGGGCUCCCGGGCUAGCUCCAAGUCGGGCUCCACCGCCGCCAGCCCCAUACCUAGCAGCGGCGUGGCGGCGGCGCAGCUCAGCGGCCCCACCGCCCCCACACCCCAGGCCGGCGCGGAGGUCCGCAGCCACGGCCACGCCCGGCAUGGCUCACGCCGCAGCGGCAGUGGCUCCGGCCUGACCGCCUCCGCCUCGGCCGGGCUCCUGGCCCAGUUACAGCAACAGCAGCAACAGCAACAGCAGCUGUCCUCGUCUUCCUCCUCUGGGGCGGCCGCGGCGGCGGCGGCGGCAAGGUCGCCUUACGGCAUUACGGCGGCCCGCAGCGGCAGCGGCGAUAGCAGUGGCGGCGGCAGCAGUGGCAUGUCGCCGCUGCUGGUGGUGGGGUUGGGCACACCGGCUGCAGGGCCGCAGCCGUCACCUUCGCCAGCCUGGGCCACCGGGCAGCCGCAGCAACCGCUGGUGUCGGGGGGCCUGGUGGCGGGCGGCGGGGUGACGGCAGGUGGCGGCACGUCGGAGCCGGGCUCGUACAAGGGCCGCAGCAGCGGCAGCAGCCACAGCGCCGCUCCCUCCACGACCCAGUCCCAGCGGGCUGCCCCCCGCACCCCCUCAGUGCCGGACCCAGACUACCUGCUCAUGCCGGGACGAGGCGCUAGCGGGGGCGGCGGCAGCAGCAGUAGCGGGCUGGACGGCAGCGCGGGGGCGGGGGGGCACCCACAGCUGCCGCUGCUACAGCCGCUGCAGCACCUGUACGACGGCGCCGGCCAGGUGCUACAGCCUCAGCUACAGCUGCAGCCGCCCGUGCCGCUGCCGUACGUGGCCGAGCAGCGGCCGGCGCACGCGGACAGAUCCUACCCGCCGCCACCACCGCCACCGCCAUCCGCGCACUGGGGCCUGCCGCCGCACGCCCAGCACUCACCCAGCGCCUCCUCGCCCUCCACCUCGCCCACCACUCCGGACACGGCGCCGGACCGGCCGCCCGCACUGGAGUCCGCCGCUGCCGGUGGGCCGGGCCUGCCGCCGCCUGCCGCCGCCUUCCCGCAGCUGCCGGCCUUUGCCCAGCGGCAGCGGCGCAAGGACUCGUGGGUGCGGCCCGGCGGUGUGCUGGCGCCCCUGCUGCCGUCCGUGGCGGAGGACCGAUCUGUGGCCCCCGGGGAGCUGUCGCCGCAACCCCGCCACCCCCACCACCCCCACCUGAUGGCCAGGCGGGGCGAUACCGGCGGCGGCGCCAGCAGCGGCAGUGGCGAGGGUAGCAGCAGCGGCAGCGAGGCCGGCAGCAGCAGCUCUGGCAGUGGCAGCAACGGUGAAGGCGGAAACGGCGGCACCGGCCAGGCGGCACGGCCGGUGCUGCUGCCGCCUCCCGCGAGCGAUGCAGGCGCCGCCGCGUCCCCAGGUGUGGCGGCCGCGUAUGCGCCACUGCCGCUGCAAGAGGCACUUUCUGGAGGGGGGGCGCCGGCUCAUGAGGGGUCUGCAGAGGAGGGCGGUGUUGGCACGCGGCGCCGCUUCGGUGCCACACCCAGCGACGCUACGUCUGCAGCUGCCGCGCCGGUGGGUGGUGGCAGUGACCGCUUUGACCGGUUUUUCUCCGCGCGCAGCCGCUACUCGGCGGGCGAGGCGGAGGAGUGGCCACACGCCGUGGCGGCGGGUGCAGGCGCGGUGCCCUCUGGAUGCGUGUCGGGCCGUGAGAGCCCUGCCUCGGAGGCAGGCGGUCACGGCAGUCGGGCCAGCAUCAGCAGCAGUGGCAGCUAUGAGCUAGGCGGCAGCAAUGGGGUUGAGGCGGCACCGCGGCGGCAUCCCCAGGGCCGGGGGCAGCUGGCGGGCAUCCAGGAGUCGCCGCGCGCACCCCCCGACCUGCAAGGCCUAGACCAGGACCCACAGCACCCACACCCACCUGGGGCGCUGCCCUCCGCCUUCGCGGCCGCCGCCCAUCACACGCACCUGCGCCCCCUGCGGCAACUGCGCCCCCAUACCCAUCCUCACCCCCACCCUGCCGACCGGGCUGCCGCUCACCGCCUCCACCCGCCCCCGCCCCCGCCCCCGCCCCCGGAGCAGCCCCUCCAGGCGGGUCCGCCUGCGCGCGAGCCAGCCGCCUGGCCCCAGGGCCCACAGCCGCAGAUGCGGCCGCCGCAGCAGCUACGGCAGGUGGCCUACUCGGCCCAGCCGCCGCCGCAGCCUCCGGUGGGAGCGGGCGGUGCGGCCGGGGCGCCGCGGCGCCGCACCACCGACACGAAGACGGAAGGGGGCGGCGGAAUGGGCGGCAACAGCGGCGGCAGUGGCGGCAGCGGGGACAGCGGCCAAACCCACAUAACCGGUCGCACCACCUCCCACACGGCCUCGCUAGUCCCGCGCAGCAGUACCACGUCUGCCAGUGCCUUCACGCCGCGGACCGAGUUCAGCAGUGGCAACGGAGAGUCCCAGCCGCAGCAGCUGCCGCAGCAGCAGCCGCAGCAGCGGCUGUCCUACCACGACCCCCUGUUGCUGCAGCCCGGCUCUACAGCGGUGUCUUUUGCGGACGCCGCCCCGCCUGGCACUGCAAGCCCGCACCCUUAUUUGCCGUACUCUGCCGGUUCCGGGCCGCCGCAGCCGUUCUUACAAGUGGCCGGGCGGGCUUCGCCACUUUGCGGCGGCGGCGCCGCCGCCGCCCGAGGCGUGGAGCUCACCGCCCGACCGCAGCAGCAGCAGCAGCUGCAGCCGCAGCAGCCGCAGCCCAAUGGGCAGUGGGGUGCUUCAGAGUCGGCCCAGCCCCAGGGCAUCAGUGGCGCCAGGGCCGGCAGUGCGCACCACCUGGGAGCCCACCCGCCGCCCCCACCGGGCGCCAUGCCUAGUCCUCAAGGGGAAGAUGAGGCAGAGGCCGCAGCAGCGGCAGCGGCGGCUCAGGAGGAGGAGCCUGAGGGCGGUGGUGACGGCGGUGGUGUAGGCGGCGGCAAGUGGUGGCCCUGGUGGCUGUGGCGGUCACCGCCCCAGCAGCAUUCGUCGCACGCGCAACAGCCACAGCAGUCUCAUCCACAGAGGUUCCCCCAGUCGCCGCAGCAGUUGCCGCAGCCACAGCCGGCGGCAAACCAGCCCCGCCCUAGCGCAAGCGCUACAGCUGACCCACCAGGCCAGCAGGUGGGCCGCAAUCACCACCGCCAGAACGCCGAUGCCCCCCAAGCUGCGCAGCGCGCUGUCCCAGCGCCGCCGCCGCCACUGCACCUGGCCGCCGCUGACCACAGCCUGGGCGGCGCCGUGUCCUCAUCCUCGCCGCGCUACGGGGCACCGCCGUCGCUGUCCUCCCAGUCCCACUGCCACUGGGCCGACCCCAGCACCCUGGACGGCGGCACGGGCGGCAUGGGCGGCAGUGCCGGUCCGCGCACGGCUGCGUCUUCGGCCCUGCUGAGCCGCACCGUCACGGCCUGCAGCGGUCAGCACUCGUACGCGCCACCCAGCACCGCCACCGGCAGUGGCACUGCCUGUACCGACACGGCCGCAGCCGCGACAGCAGGCGCCUCCCCAUGUCCCGUGACCAGCAGUUCAUACGGCGCUGCUGCCACUGCUCCGGGCGAGCACGUGCCCCACCAGCUGCAGUACCAGCCGAGGUACACAUGCCUUGGUCGCGGAUCUGAGAGGUCGGACGAUGGCAGUGCGGGCGGCAGUGCUGUACAGCGGCAGCCUCAGCCGCAGUGGGGUGCAGAGGCGGUGCCAGCGGCUGCACCUGCCGCUGGUGCUGGUGCGGGGGGCGCAUUCCGAGCCACCGGCCCAGGUGUGGCAGUGAACCGCCCGGGCAUGGGUGCGGCGCCGCCUCAGCCGCAGCCGCAGCAGCCUUCUGCUGGCCUGCCUUCACCGGCAGCGGCUGCACUGGCGGCCGUGUGGGCACCUGCUGCUGCACUGGCGGCGGGCGGGGCCGAGCCCUAUGGCGGCUCGACCCCUGGGCCCGCACAGCAGUAGCGGCGCGCAGACAACUGGUCUGCUUUUUGAUGGGGUAUGUAUGCAUGUGGCGGCGUUGCACGGGUUGUUGCUAGCGAGCAAUAGGAAGGAGGGAGGGGAGCCCGCAGGACUGUGUGGCGAUGCAGGCGAUGCGCUUGAGAGACACAAGGAGAGGGGGUCGAUACCGUGCGUGCACAUUCGGUCGUGGUGUGUGGUUGUUGAGUGAGGCUGUCGUGUAUGGGCGGCGCGCUGCCUCAACAACACAGGAGUGCAGGUAGUCAGGGCUGCCACCCAGCCUGUCACCCACUGCACUGCAACAACUUCAAGUGGCUGAUUCGCCGCAUGGCACUGCAGAUUUGGCCCAUCCUGGAACGGUCGGAGGGGGGGCGGCAGCCGGCCACCUAGGCUAUCCUGGGGCAAGGUUGCUGUCCGCUGCGGCGUCAGGCUAAGAUUGUGGCUGCUACCGUAUUGGGGCACCAUCAGACCUGUUGCUUUGUGCGGUAGCCGGGGGUAUGAACUCGAGUGAUUCAUGCUUUAGUCUCAUGAAGGGGCCUUCCACGUGUGUGUGUAUGUAGCAGGGGGUGUUGUGCAUCGGCUGCAAUGGGUCGUGAACCCCUCUUUGAACCCCAUGGCACAUGUGACAAGAAAGUGGUUCUUCCCUGUCAGACAAAUUGGGCUGCGCCCAAGCCACGUUGGUGCAAGUCCGAGGGUCUGAGGCCGCAACCACUCUACCUCCCGGCCGGCCAUUGCUGGGGGCUGUUUGUACACGCACCGCCCGCCAUGUGUCCAGCCAGGUCCCGCUGCGGGCAACAUACCAAACAGCACUUAACAAUACUAAUACGUAGCAGUCGCGGUUUGUGCCAGUAUGAUACUUUUUGCCGACGCACGGACAGGGACAGUGUUCCUGGGGCCGUGGGGGGCUUCGCCCUCCCCCCCUGGAACGCUGCGCUGGGGGGGGCUCAGCACUUAAAAAUAC